AUGUCGUCAGAAAAGCUCUGUUUAGGACGCAUAAAGAGCAUUGAGCCAUAUCACUUAAAUAUAUCUCUGCUUUAUGGCGCAAGAGGGCGAGUUCAAAUUGCUGAUGUUAGCUCGCCGUAUCGUGAAGCUCUUGAACAACUUCUUUCCGGGGAUGCCAAUAUUAACGUCAAAAAGUUAGACCAAAUGUUUACUGUUGGUCAAGUCGUUCGGUGUUGUCUUAAGGAAGGGGAAAAAGCACCGGAAAACUUUGACAGACUGAGAAAUAGUGUUCUGGAACUUUCUCUAAAUCCAAGCCGAGUGAAUCAGAAUAUUAGGAAGGGUCAGCUAGAAUCUUUCAUUACACUCGUUGGCGCAGUUAGUAGUAUUGAAGACAACGGUUACAUAAUAGAUGCAGGUAUCCAUGGUCUUAGUGUUUUCCUCCCCUUCGAUAAAACGCCUCUGCGGGCACCUGGGAGGUUUUCAAUUGGAAGUCUGGUUGAGUUUUCAAUAAUAAAAGAUCAAUCAUCAGGCAUCAACGCAAGAGUUGCCCGUGCCACCAUGUUGAAGAAGCAAAAGAUUCAUGAUGACUCUCUCCUUCCAUUCGAUUGUUUUCUUCCUGGGAUGCGUAUUCCCCUCAGAAUUCGCUCAAAGGGACCCGAGGGUUUGCAAUGCGAUUUUCAGUCCUUCAGCGUCUAUGUGCCAGCGCAACAUUGUCCUCUUGAGGUCAAUCAUUACACAAUAGACAGUCGAGUUAUUGCAUGCAUCGUAUCCGUGGAUCAUUUCGCAAAAGCAAUAAUAGCCAGCUUGUUGCCCCACUUUGUUAAGGAGGAUCUUGAUGGUAGUCGGAGCCUUUUAGCUUUUAAGCACGUCAAAAUUGGAUCCAUGCAUGAUGACGCCGUCCUGAAACGCCGUGAACGAAAUUGUGUCUAUCUAUGGCUGCCAUCCCUACAGAAAUGCGGAAUCCUCUUGAAAGCAAAUGCGUUUGAUGUGGCGCCCUCCAAAAGGUGGACCUCACAAAUCCCAGAAAACACACCCAUGAAAUGCCGCGUAGUUGACUUUGACCUAUUUUUGAACAUGCCAGUGAUUUCCUGCAGAAAGCGUGUGCUUGAAUCCAAAUUCCUAUCUUUGAAUGAUGUUAAUGUGGGUGCCACCGUUACAGUUACUGUAAGGAAGUUAUUAAAACGGGGUGUUUCAGUUCGUCUGGCUGGAAGAAUUCGUGGUAUCAUUCCCUUCAUGCACCUUUCAGAUGCACCUAUAAAAAACCCUCAGGAUCGGUUCAAAGUCGGAAGCAAAAUCAUAUCAUUUGUUCUUGGAGUUGAUCUAGAGAAAGAAGAGCUUCUGCUAACAGCCAGGAAGAGCCUCAUGUCUUCCAACCUACCCAUUCUGGGCAGUUCUAAAAUGGUUCAAGCCUGGGAAGAAGUGGAACACAGCGACAAGACGGGAGCCAAGCACCUCCUCGUCACCGCUUUCGUCGUUCACCUCAGCGAGAGGGGCGUGCUCGUAUGUGGCAUGAACAAUGUCCGUGGCUGGAUUCCCCGUCGCCAGACUUUCGUUGAAGAUACACAAUCUGUGGAAACAUUUUUUAACAAGGGCGAAACUCUUCAGCUUCGCGUAAUAAAGCGUCUUAAACAGGACCCUCAACGCUCAGACAAACCUUCCACUCAGUUCCUCCUUUCACAAAUUCUUGAUCCGACAAAGGUUCAGCGUCCAGCCCCCCCAGUGAGCACAUCAGUCUCUCUGGGAGAGAUCUACUACUGCCGAGUGAAUAGGGUGCAGUCCAGCGGUUUGCGAGUUGGCCUCUGCACCACCAGUGCCACAGAUGCAACGAUUAUAGCGGAGGCCACGCUGCCCUUCCCCCAUCUCUCCGAUAGCAUCUCCAUCGCCCAACUAGCGCGGCAGUCGCGGUUAGACUGCUUCCAGCCCAAGAUAAUGCUCUCUAUCAAUGGGGAUGGCGCCGCCUCCUCACCCACGCGAGUCGUUGUCGUUGGUGUAACCACCACGGAGGUGAUUGUUUCGGCUAAACCGUCUCUUGUUACGGCUGCAGCGGGUCAUGAGAUGGGACCUAAGAGCGGUGGAUUUGUCCGCAGUUUUGAACAACUUGUGGUUGGCAGUCAGUGGGUAGGUUGGAUUGCGCACCAUAAGGACUACGGUGUGUUCGUGGAGUUUCCUGGUGGGCUACGAGGUCUCGUGCCGACCCGGUACAUCUCGGAUCGUCGGGCAUCGCACGAUAUCGCGUGGCCCCUGCUCCUGCCCCCCGGAGCCAGCGUGGAGGCCAAGGUGGUAGAGGUGAGCGCCUCGCAACAGCGCUUCCUUCUCUCUCUCCGCAUGAUGGAUACCUACAGUUCCGCCGCGGAGCAGUAUGUUGAAGGGGCGAUUGCUCGUACCCACCGAUAUCUCGAUGAAUGCCGGUGGAUAUGCUCUCAUGUGAAGCACCUCAGUCGACUGGCACAAUUCGCUCUGGGUGAGGUGGUACACCUACAGGUAGACGGUGUAACCGAGGAGGCUGUCACGGGCACAGUGGCCACAGCGGCAAAUAGUGGUGGGGGUAGAGUGCCGGCUGUUGCUCUUCUUUUAAACACGGAGGAGGUGGAGUGCGUAGCAGGCGGUGUUUACCCCGCCGUCGUUACCCUUCCUAACCUUGAAGCCGGGUGUCUUGAAGUGGCCCUCCUCCCGUGGCUCCUGCGCGGCGUCAGACAGCGCGCUGGUGGACAAUUUGCCGCUGAUGCUAUGCAGGUGCGUCUUGGCCAGAGCAUCGACUCCAGCGUCGUCUCCUUAGGCAAUGGGCGCGACGUGGUAGUGGUUGCCCUCAAACAACACGCACUAGGUCAUCUGGCGGUUGUGCCGACACGUCGGUUCUUCAACGACCUCAUCGGGGGCAAUGCCUGGGCCCUAGCUCAAGUCAACCGAGUCACUGUUCGUAGCGAGGUGGAAUCUCACAAAGCAAACACCAGCAACAAGGCCUUCUUCGCAACCCUGUCAAUCUACGACCCUCUGAAGGAAAAGCCAAGGACAAGAGCAGUGGGAGGAGCAGCGACGGAGAUAGAAACCGUGUCACCAUUGCCAGCGUCACUAGAACAGUUGACCACACCGGGCACCCGUCUACCCGAGGUUGUUUUCAUUGGAUUGAAGGGGCGCGCCGCUCUUUUCCGCCUUCCACACACACGGGGCUUACGGGAGAUACGCUCACGCCUCAUCUGCCGCCUCGUCGACCUCGUGCCAACAGGAAAGGCGGCGCGCAAAUUUCUUCACUCCCCGCCUCCCUGUGGCACCGUCUUCCACAACGCCAUUGUGGUCAAUGCACCCUCCACCACGGCGUUGGAGGGAAAAGAGAAGGAUCCGGAAUUGGGUGAUCUGGUGUGCGCCAUGUUCUUGGGCGUAUCGAACAUUAGCUGGCGCCUCCUUCUGUCCAAUAACGCACGUGGUUUACUCCACGUCUCCUGCAUGUCCAAAUCCCACACCACAGAGGCAUCCAGUCCCCUCGCCACUCCCCCUUUGCAGUUUCCGCGCCGCCCCAAAAACGGUGUCUGGCUCACGUGCCGCAUCAUCGACGUGGCGCACGAACAGACAACAGUAGCGGAGGCAGCGGAUGAAAGUAGAGAUGACGAGGCGGAAGUGAAGGCAGAAGGCAAGAUUGGGCCUCAAAUCGCUGAAGGAGACGAAAUUGUGCCGGUUGGGGACGAUGAAGAUGCACCUUCCAAGGCACCUCUGAAGGUCUUUUAUGUCUCCACUGAGACCUCUGAUUUACGCAAGUGGAAUCCUGAGAAGUACCAGGACCUGGAUUUGGCGUUGGACAUACCGAUGUUCGGAUUUAUCAAGCGUCGAUUCAAGAAGUUCCUAGUUGUCAGCCUCAACUACAAGACCGAUGCAGUUGUACCUUACUCCGCUGCCUUCCUGAAAUCCAACCAACGAGUAGGCUCGAUAGUUCAAAUAAUCCUCACAUCAUUGAAGCCACUGCGGGGUUGCCUCGCCAACGAGCCGGUGCGUCGGUGCUCUGCGUCCACGAGCGACGCGAUAGCCAAAUCGGACGGACCGUCGGGUCCCAAGCGCAGGCGUUUGGUGUCCUUUAGCGCUCGCACAGGUGCUUCCGUGGCGCCCACAAUUGGAGAUAUUCGGGACCGCUAUGCUGACUUCCUCUCUCCUUUAUUUACUGAACAGGAGCAGCAGCCGUUGCAGAAUGAGGACAAGGACAUGGAAGUGGAGAAUUCGUGUCAGAAGGCGGUCGUUGCUGCGUCGUCCUCCCUUCUCACAAGUCUACGGAAUGAGUCACGACUGGCGGAGGUGGCCCAGGCAACAAUGUUGGGGAGCGAGAUUGCACACCCACUGCCGCGCAUCUCCUCCGUGGAGGAGUAUGAGGUGGCGGUGCGCAACUCGCCACAGAACGCGCACCUUUGGACGCUCUACGCCGUGCACCACCAGGCGGCAGGUGAUGUGGAGCGAGCGCGCACCGUUCUCCAACGCGCCCUCGACUCACCUGCCGCCAGUGCUGACAACGCGGGUGGCUUCACGGGUACCAUCCUCCUUUCCUCCCUACGUUUAGAAAGUUCCGUUGCCACUGCUGCCUGUGUGGGAGUAGAGCGGAGUGUUGGUUCCACCCCCACCGCACCUCUUCUCGAUGCAGUCAUCGCGCGUAUCGAGCAGUUGGAUCGUGAGGCUGUCACCCGUCGUGCGGUCUCUGUUCUCUCCACUGCUGGACUGCAUUCAUAUGCGGAGAAUAUGGCGAAGAAAUUCGUGCGUCAGCACUCUGCUUUGCCGGAGGCUUGGCAAACCCUGGUUCGUGCUCGCUUCCGUGCUGGCAAUGUGACCGGUGCUAGAGAGGCCCAGCGUAACGCUGGCCAAACUCUGCGUCUCUCACAACUUCUUCAAUUCGCUGUAGGGUGUGCGCGACUGGAGUUUGAGUUCGGCGAUGUGGAUCGGGCAAUAAAGCUGGUUGAGGAGCAGCUUGCGGCUCAUCCUCAGAAGAAGGUCGUCUAUGUCAACUACAUACAACUUCUUAUGUCCGCGGGAAAGAGUGCCGAAGCAGAGUUAGUUCGUGAGAACGCUUUGAGGAAGUUGCCAGAGAAGGAUCACGCGUCAAUUAAAAAACUCUUCUCUAACAGCUAA
Messenger RNA from Echinococcus granulosus, 5079 nucleotides. RefSeq lists its product as hypothetical. Gene Ontology annotation, molecular function: RNA binding; protein binding. Bases 1 to 5079 code for a protein of 1692 amino acids. Gene Ontology annotation, cellular component: nucleolus; small-subunit processome. The transcript is spliced from 22 exons. Gene Ontology annotation, biological process: rRNA processing. Lineage: Eukaryota; Metazoa; Platyhelminthes; Cestoda; Cyclophyllidea; Taeniidae. The record is from RefSeq and is a predicted model, not a curated record.